GCACACUCAUAUGAGACGGCAUAUUGGGUUGCAGUUUAUUUUUUUAGAACACAGCUGAUUCCUCUUCUUCUUUUUAGACAGUCACAGACACACAGUUACAGUGCAAGACAAGGAGCAAAGUUACCGAGGCUUAGUUUUCCUUACGCCGGUAGUCCCUGCUCCUUAAUCGCCGAUUGAAAUUACUGCAAAACCGACAGAGAAAUGAAGUUUCUGGAUUGGUACUUAAAGAUUGCGUUAGUGUCAGCUGGUAUUGGAGCUUCAAUGGAGUUUUUUAUGAUCAAAACCGGCUUCUAUGACAAAGUGACUGUUCUAGAGUCAGAGAAGAGGGCUUGGGAGAAUUCCCCAGAAGCUCAGGCUAUCAGAGAAGCACUUGAUCCUUGGAGAAAUAAUGAUGCUCAAGCAAGAAAAAAUUCGUAGCUUUCUGCUGUUGCAGUAUGCUUUCCUCAGGUUUAUUUCUUUGAUGGUUUAACAGUAUUUUAGGACCUUUCUUGUGGAUACCGAUGCAUUUUCUCACAAUAAUUGAACAAAACUAGUCUGUCUGAGUUUCAAUGUUUCAAGCAUAAUGGCCCAAAUUGAUAUCUCCAGUGUAACCAAGUUUUCUGAGUUAUGAGACUGCUCCACAAAACAAAAUAAAAAUAAGUAUUGUUCAAUACAGAA
Messenger RNA from Quercus robur (English oak), 657 nucleotides. RefSeq lists its product as uncharacterized. The transcript has 3 exons. Bases 202 to 417 code for a protein of 71 amino acids. NCBI's taxonomy places the organism in Eukaryota, Viridiplantae, Streptophyta, Magnoliopsida, Fagales, Fagaceae. The record is from RefSeq and is a predicted model, not a curated record.